UCCAACCCAACUGCUGCUGCAUGCUUCUCUUCUGAGUUCUGUUCUGAUCGUCUCAUCUCUCUCUCUCUUUGUCUGUCAGUCUCUGAGGGUGAUCACCAACAUGGGCAAUGCAAUCUCAAUCACUCCUUGUUGUCAUCACAUGGGUUCAAAUUCGAAGUCAACGGUGAAGGUGGUCUUCUGGGAAGGAACCACCAGAAUUCUCACCGGAAAGCGGUUAGCCGGAGAAAUCAUGUUUGAGUUCCCUGACAGGAUAAUCUGCCAUGCCAAUUCCUUCUACAUCGGCCAACCCAUACCUGCACUAGCAAUCGACGAUGAACUAAUGACUGGCGAAACAUACUUUGUUCUUCCAAUUGAUCGGUUUGCAUGCAAGGUCUUAUCAGUUUCGUCGCUGGCUGCUCUGGGUUCGAGUCAUAAACCUGCACCCAUCAACUUUGGUGACCAGCCAUUCGAAUAUGUCAAGGCUUCAAACGGGCGGGUGUUGAUUAAAGUGUUGCCAGAAUUCAUAACCAAACUCAUCUUGAGAGGAAAAGAACAGCUGGAUUGUUCUAGCCCAAGUCAUAGCUUUCUAUGUAGCACGCCUGAGUUGCAGAAACACUACGAUCAGUUGGUUGGGUCUAAAGAGCAGACAUGGUCACCUAAGCUUGAGACCAUUUCAGAGUUUAAGGUGAGUACAGGAAAUCAAAAGAGUAGAAAAGAUAACCAAAUGUAAAAACUUGUACAAACUAUAUAUAAAUCCAGCAUUGACCUUUCGA
Nelumbo nucifera (sacred lotus) is the source of this 752-nucleotide messenger RNA. RefSeq lists its product as uncharacterized. Lineage: Eukaryota; Viridiplantae; Streptophyta; Magnoliopsida; Proteales; Nelumbonaceae. The record is from RefSeq and is a predicted model, not a curated record.